Messenger RNA from Mycena indigotica, 966 nucleotides. Its product is annotated as Glycoside hydrolase family 5 protein. The coding region runs from base 1 to 966 and encodes 321 amino acids. The transcript has 6 exons. Gene Ontology annotation, molecular function: coenzyme A diphosphatase activity; acetyl-CoA hydrolase activity. Lineage: Eukaryota; Fungi; Basidiomycota; Agaricomycetes; Agaricales; Mycenaceae. The record is from RefSeq and is a predicted model, not a curated record. Gene Ontology annotation, biological process: coenzyme A catabolic process.
AUGCCGUCGUCGGACAAGGCGCCGAAGCCGCUGAACCUGCUGGAGUACCACCGCCCGAAGCGGCUGAAGCUGAGCGCGGCGCGGAUCCCGCCGCUGAGCGCAGAGUCGCGCCGGUGCCUGAAGAACCUGGCCGCCCACCACGCCGCGCCGCUCCCGUUUGCGCUCCCGCGGGCGCGCUGUGCGGCGGUGCUCGUCGCGCUGUUUGUGGGGAGGAACGGGGACUUGUAUGUCCUGCUGAACCGACGGUCGGCGACGCUGCGGUCGUAUGCGGGGGACACGAGUUUGCCGGGUGGGAAGGUGGAGAGGCGGGAUAGGACGAUUGAGGACACUGCGCGGCGGGAGGCGUUUGAGGAGAUCGGGCUGCCGCUGAACCGGAUGAAGGUCCCAUUACUCUGCAUCCUCGAGCCCUUCCUGGCAUCCAACAACCUCGUCGUCACACCAGUUGUCGUGCUGAUUCUCGACAACACGCUCCGCCCAAUCCUCAACACGGCCGAGGUCGCCGCGCUCUUCUCGCACCCACUGUCUGCGUUCCUCUCCUCCGACCCGCCGUUUCCCGCCGAGCCCGAAACGCUCGAGGUGCCCUACCACUCGUCCCACGAGUGGACCUACGCCGGCCCGAACGGGGCGCAGCACGUUGGGCGGGUACAUCGCUUCAUCACGGGGAGAGAGGCGGGCGGGAUCAAGCCUGUGUUCGGGCUCACAGCGGCAAUUCUGAUCCACGCCGCGACCGUCGCCCACGCGUGCGAGCCCGAUUUCGAGGUCACGCAUCCGCAGGGCAUGAGCGGGCCUGCACGCAUCGCGUGGGCGGUGCUUACCAACCCGGCGUUUCGUAAGGCGUACGAGGCGGAGAAGAUGGGGAAGAGUGUGGAUUGGGCGGUGAUUAGGCGUGUGGCGGGGGUGGUGGAUGAGGGCGAGGAGACGGAUGGGAAGAAGGGAAGGAGGAGAAGGAGGGAGCAUAAGCUGUGA